This is a messenger RNA of Fragaria vesca subsp. vesca, 1129 nucleotides long. RefSeq names its product short-chain dehydrogenase reductase 3b-like. Bases 107 to 898 code for a protein of 263 amino acids. Lineage: Eukaryota; Viridiplantae; Streptophyta; Magnoliopsida; Rosales; Rosaceae. The transcript has a single exon. The record is from RefSeq and is a predicted model, not a curated record.
AGGCAUCUGUGGUAUUAUUUUGAGAGGCCGGCCUAUGCACUCAGCACUCCUAUUAAAGCAAGCACCAAAGUUACAGAAGGCUAUAUAGAUUCCAAUUUCACAAGAAAUGACAGAACUCAAGAAGAAGCUUCACGACAAGGUGGCAAUAGUCACCGGUGGCGCCAGCGGCAUUGGCGAAGCCACCGCACGAAAAUUUGCGUUGCAUGGUGCCCGUGCGGUAGUCAUCGCCGACGUCCAAGACCAGAAAGGCCAGGACGUCGCCGCUUCGAUCGGUCCUCACUGCAACUUCAUCCACUGCGACGUCACAGACGAGGAACAAGUGAAGAGCCUGGUCGAUUCAACGGUCCAGAUGCACGGUCGCCUGGACAUCAUGUUCAGCAACGCCGGAAUAUUCUGCUCGUCGAUGCAGACCGUGCUGGAGUUUGAGUUAUCAGAGUACGACAAGCUCAUGGUGGUCAACGUACGUGGGAUGGCGGCGUGUGUGAAGCACGCCGCGCGAGCCAUGGUGGAAGGUGGAGUUAGGGGGAGCGUUAUAUGCACGGCGAGCGUUGUGGCGACUAUUGGAUUAAAGUGGUUCACAGACUACACCAUGUCAAAACACACCAUUUUGGGGCUGAUGAGGUCGGCGAGUAUCCAGCUCGGCGCGUACGGGAUACGCGUCAACUGCGUGUCGCCGGGAACUGUUCAGACGCCAAUCACAGACUCCUUGGUUAACUUCAAAGAUGUAGAGCAGAUGACCAAGUUUACGGCGUCGUUAGGGAUAGAUGGAGGGAAAGAGUUUAUGUCGCCGGAGCAUGUGGCAAACGCAGUCGUGUUUCUGGCUUCUGAGGACUCUCAGUUUAUAUCCGGUCACAAUCUGGUCGUAGAAGGUGUUGUAGACGGUGGCCAGAAAAGUUGAUAUACCAGUUCACCUCAAGUCCUCAACCUUGAUGAAUCGCGCGCAAACGAAUAGGCACGUACUCAUGCGGCCAUAUAUGCGUUACGAAAUAAACCUAGCUUCUUUCUUUUCUGUUUUCUCCUCUGUCUUUUUUCCUGCUGUGGAAAACUACUUGUGAAUUGGAUAGAUCCAGUACAGUUGCAUCAUAAGAUUUACAUCCCUUGCCUGGUUAAUGUAUUAGAAUUUCAGAAC